UCCCUAGAAUGUUUGUUAUCACAGGGAUCCCAUAGGUCAUGUUUGUUUUAAAGGUUUAAACGCAAAGUCUUUUGGGUAGAGUGAAGGGAGCUUUAGAUCUGCAAAGGAACAGUACUGUAUUUUGAAAAUUAUUUUUUAAAAACAGAGAGCAAAGAUGCCUCUCCCUAACUGGGCCAUUAUCGCUGGUGCUUGUAUUUUACCCAAUGUUGGAGGAUGGGCUGGUGGUUUUGUCACAAGGUCUCAAAUAAAGAGCUGGUAUGAAGUGUUAAAGAAGCCGUCUUGGCGUCCACCAAACUGGGCAUUUGGGCCAGUAUGGACCACACUGUACACUAGCAUGGGUUAUGCGUCAUAUUUGGUGUGGAGUGAGGGAGGUGGAUUCAAUGAGACAACCAAGAUUCCUUUGAUGUUGUAUGGAGCACAGCUUGCUCUCAAUUGGGCAUGGACACCUAUCUUCUUUGGCAGUCAUAAACUAGGAGCAGCUCUUGUGGAGAUAACAUUCUUAUGGGCUGGUGUUGCAGGCUGCAUCUAUACAUUUUACCCAAUCAGUAAGCUUGCUGCAGGUCUUUUGGUGCCAUACUUAAGUUGGGUUUCCUUGGCAACAGCACUCAACUACUCCAUCUGGCAGAUGAACAAGCCAGCGAUAAAAGAGGAGUAAAAUAAUAGUCCUUUCAGCUGGCUAGUAGAAAACCUUAAUUAGAUAUACCGACUUUUAAGUUUAAAAAGAAUUAAAAUUGAUGAUGUCUGAUUAUGAAAAAAUGUAGGUGUAGCACGUAGGUGAUGGUAGAUGUAAGGAGUUUUUACUAGAGCAGAUUUCAUAUGGCCAUGAAAACUCAUAUGUACUGCAGCAAUUCUCAUUAUUCUGCAAACUUGUCAGUAGCUGCGGGCUACAAGCUGAAAUUUGGUUUUUAGGUGGCGUCAAUCAAAAAUACUCAGUCAUUACCUUUUAUAAAUAAAUCCUAAAAAAAACAAUAUUUCACAACAAGCCAUUGAAUCGCAGUAAUACAGGUUUACCGGUGUUUGCAUUGCUAUGCCGCCACCCCAGACAAAAAUUGUGACAUGCACUUUGCAAUAGACUUCUGUCAAUCAAACACGUUGACAUCAUUUACACGCGUUUGGAUUGGCCCGGAUAGGCCCGGUGAGUGUGUCUCAUAAUACUCGUAAACAAUCGACCAAAGUUUUGGCACCUUUUUAAUCACGCGUGUAAAUGGCGUCAACGUGUUUGAUUGAAGGCAGUCCAUUGCGAAGUGCACGUCACGAUUUUUGUCUGGGGUGGCCGCGUAGCAAUGCAAACGCAGGUAACAUGCCAUAUGUCUGUGAUACUGAGCACUACAUGUAUGUUUUAACAUAUUAGAUUAUGUUGUGAUCAAGGGAUGUCAUACCAUGACAGUACAAUCUGACAUGCUGUUUCCUGGUCUUUGAAAUAUGUUCAUUCUGACUAAGCCAGAAAGUGUUACUUAUUUAUCAGAGCAUUCUUUCAUCCCUGACUCAAUGAAACCCCUAGCCAGCAUGCAGCCAGACUUUUCUCUCGUGCAGUUACGUUUGUCUGCACUCAGGCUAUGAAAUCCCCGAAUACCUUUGCAGAUUGUUGUACAUGUAGAAUGAUAAUUUAUUCAAUAAUAAAGUAGAUAUUACUAAAGGAA
This is a messenger RNA of Actinia tenebrosa (Australian red waratah sea anemone), 1640 nucleotides long. Its product is annotated as translocator protein. Lineage: Eukaryota; Metazoa; Cnidaria; Anthozoa; Actiniaria; Actiniidae. Gene Ontology annotation, cellular component: mitochondrial outer membrane. The record is from RefSeq and is a predicted model, not a curated record.